AUGAAGACGGAAAAUCUUACAAUGAUGAGUCUUCGGAAUGAAAAUAAAAAAACUUCAACAACGUCCAAUUUAAAGAUCUUGAACAUUAAAUUAAGAAAUUGGAUGAAUUCGAGGCUCGGCAUUUCCAGUCUUAUUCUGAAGCCACAAAAUACUGCCUCGGGAUAUUUUGGCGAUCCCAAGAGUUUUAAGUUUCGCCAAGAUUAA
Molecule: messenger RNA, 204 nt
Organism: Clunio marinus
Lineage: Eukaryota; Metazoa; Arthropoda; Insecta; Diptera; Chironomidae
Source: the annotation of a GenBank genome assembly